CUGAAACCUGCCCCACCCAGAUCACCUCCACUGUAUCGAUGGUCCUGCAGGUGGGGUGGGGUGGGGUAUCAGUGCGCACAAAAGGUCAUAGGGGGCGUGUCACCAGCGCGUGGUCUAUAAAGCAGCACGAAUAUAUGCAUCACAUGAGACUCUGUAGGAACCCCACGUUCACUGACAUCACUAAAUUCGGACUGUUAUUUUGAAACUUUUGUCAUUCGGAUUCCCCAUGAGGCGUCACGUGGACACUCUGCUAUGCGCGCUCUCGCUUGCGGUGGUGGUGUGCGCGCACGUGCGACUCAACUCCAUCCGGACGGUAAUCGUGCACAAGGUUCCUGGGGAGCUGACGCUUCGCCAGUGCAUAAGCGACCUGGAGUGCAGCGAGGGAAGCUACUGCCACGCCCCCUCAAAAGGCCCCACCCACUCCCGCUGCCAGACCUGCAGGAGGAGGAAGAGGCGUUGCCAUCGAGACGGGAUGUGUUGUCCUGGCAACCGCUGCAGCAACAGUGCGUGCGUGCCUGAAGGGGAAACAAUAGCCAGCGAUGGGGCGGUUCUGGACAAGCGCGACACGACCGCCUGGAUGAAGAAAUACAGGACAGUGUCUGGUAAAGGUCAAGCGGGUGACCCCUGCCUCGUCGCCUCCGACUGUUCUGACAGUCUGUGCUGCGCUCGCCACUUCUGGACGCGCUUCUGCAAGCCGGUCUUACGGGAGGGUCAGGUGUGUUCCCACCGCGGCAGGAAAAAGCGGCAGCGCGACCUGGAGCUCUUCCAGCGCUGCCCCUGCGGACGUGGACUCGCCUGCCACACCGGAGAUGACACCGCCCGGUCCUCGUCCACGCUGCUGAUGGCGGCAAAGUCCAAGUUUGCGGCACAUUCCCCCGUUGCGCCGCAGACCAGACUGCACGUGUGCCGCAGGAAGUGAUGUCAUUAGACUGUCACCUCCUGUUUGUCACUGGAAAUGGGAAUUGAUGUUAAUAUUUGCUACCUUUAACAGAGCUAAUGCUAAUGCCAAUGCAUGUCUGUAUGACACAAA
This is a messenger RNA of Nerophis lumbriciformis (worm pipefish), 1030 nucleotides long. RefSeq names its product dickkopf-related protein 2-like. Lineage: Eukaryota; Metazoa; Chordata; Actinopteri; Syngnathiformes; Syngnathidae. Gene Ontology annotation, cellular component: extracellular region. Gene Ontology annotation, molecular function: co-receptor binding; receptor antagonist activity. Gene Ontology annotation, biological process: multicellular organism development; negative regulation of canonical Wnt signaling pathway. The record is from RefSeq and is a predicted model, not a curated record.